AUGUUCCGAUUUCCUUAUGAAGUUGAGUACUUCGCGCUUGCAGAAAGUCUCGGGGGAUAUGAGAGUCUUAUUGAAAUUCCAUCUGUAAUGACACAUGCCUCGGUUCCUGAAGAGCAUCGUCGACUGCUUGGAAUUUCCGACAGUCUGAUUCGUAUCUCAGUUGGUCUGGAGGAUUGUAGAGAUCUGGUGAAGGAUCUGUACGAUGGUUUGGAAAAGCUCUAA
This is a messenger RNA of Rodentolepis nana, 222 nucleotides long. Lineage: Eukaryota; Metazoa; Platyhelminthes; Cestoda; Cyclophyllidea; Hymenolepididae. The record is from the annotation of a GenBank genome assembly.